This is a messenger RNA of Callorhinus ursinus (northern fur seal), 1466 nucleotides long. RefSeq names its product zinc finger CCHC domain-containing protein 18-like. The record is from RefSeq and is a predicted model, not a curated record. Gene Ontology annotation, molecular function: zinc ion binding; nucleic acid binding. Lineage: Eukaryota; Metazoa; Chordata; Mammalia; Carnivora; Otariidae. Gene Ontology annotation, cellular component: nucleus.
GGGGAAGAAACCUUUGAAAACUGGCUGAUCCAAGUCAAUGGGGUCCUGCCCGAUUGGAACAUGUCUGAGGAGGAAAAGCUCAAGCGCUUGAUGAAAACCCUUAGGGGCCCAGCCCAGGAGGUCAUGCGUUUGCUCCAGGCCGCCAACCCCAAUCUAAGUGUGGCUGAUUUCCUACGGGCGAUGAAACUGGUGUUUGGGGAGUCAGAAAGCAGUGUCACCGCCCAUGGUAAAUUUUUUAACACUUUGCAGGCACAAGGGGAGAAAGCCUCCCUUUAUGUGAUCCGUUUAGAAGUGCAGCUCCAGAAUGCUAUUCAGGCAGGGAUCAUAGCUCAGAAAGAUGCAAACCAGACUCACCUGCACCAGCUCCUUUUAGGAGCUGAGCUAAAUAGGGACCUGCACUUUAGGCUGAAACAUCUUCUCAGGAUGUAUGCAAAUGAUCAGGAGCAUCUUCCUAAUUUCUUGGAGUUAAUCAAGAUGAUAAGGGAAGAAGAGGAUUGGAAUGACACUUUUAUGAAACCGAAACGGCCCAAAAGGUAUGAGCUAAUCUUAGAGAGGGCAGCAAGCCCUGUAGCAUUUCAGGGCCCCCAGCCAAUAGCAACCAGCAGCACCAACUGCAACGUGAUAGAGGUAGAUGAUACCCUUGAUGACUCAGAUGAGGAUGUGAUCCUGGUGGAGUCUCAGGACCCUCUACUUACAUCCGUCGAUGCCCCGCCCCUCAGAGGCAGGGCCAGACCUCUCGAUCCAAUACUGGUCACUGAUUCCUCCAACAGUUCCCGGGCUCAAUCUCCCACCAGUGGGGGUUCUGGGUAUAAGAAUAAUGGUCCUGGGGAUACGCGUAGAGCCAGGAAGCGAAACUACACAAUCUUCUGUUCUUAUUGUGGUGAGGAGGGCCACUCAAAGGAAACCUGUAAGAGUGAGAGCAACAAGGCCCAGGUGAUAGAGAAUCUGAUCAUCACCCUGCAGAAGCUGACACAUACAGAGGAGAGGUCAAAAGAGAUUCCUGGUGAACACAAUGACCUCUCUGGGCCUCUAGUAAGGUGCUAGAAUGAGCCCUAAGUGAACCCUUAACUGUAUUCAGAUGGGAAAAAGAGCAGGGGUGGGAGUAGAUUUCUAUCUGCAUUAAUUAAUCCACAAAGUGGCUUUAUUGUGGGCAGAAGAGGUCUUGGAUAUCACCAAAGUGGAGGGGAUAGCCUGAACUCUGUCCCUGCUCCCUCCUCUGUCUGCCUAAGGGUCUAUUCUGUGUGUGUGUCUGAUUCCUUGAUGACUAUUCUUUUUAUGAAAGGAGUAGAACUCUGUUAAACCUUCACAAAAUGAAGGAAAAUACAAAUUACCCAAAACUCUUCAUCCUUAUAUAAACAUUGUCAGUCCUUUGAUGAAUGCCCUUCUAGGUAUUUCCCUGUAACUGUGUACCCAGAUAGAUAUAUGUAUAGAAAAGUGAACAAAUAAAAGUGCUGUUCUAUACUGUG